AAUUUUCAAAAUGUUCCUUCAAGAAAUCAUUAACAAGAAAAUGAAUGAGCCUGAAGACCUCGAAAUGUCAGACUCGAUGAGUGUCAAUCCUGCAGCAGGGCUCACCAAUGCUACAAUGAAAAGGAAGAAAAAUGUGAUUGGAAGUGCAUAUAGCAGUAACCUUAAUUAUCCUAAGGAUCAAAAGUUCUUUCAUAAUAAUGAUAUCCCAGAAAAAGCGAAAGAGGCCGUUGCUAAGGUAAAAGAUGCAUUCGCCCAUCAUGAUAGACCAAAUUGGAACUCUAGUGUAUUGAAAAGUGGUCUUCCUGUGCCUGAUAACGACGAUGCAAAGCUAUUUUCAAUUAAGAAAGGCUUUAAUGACUUUCAUCCCAUUAGUACAAAGAACAAUAAAGUUUAUGAUGGAACAGACACAAGGAAUGACCAUGAUACUAGAGGAUGGAAUGUUUCAAACCAAGUGCCAAUUCCUCUCCAUGACCAGAAGAGAAUUGCUGAGGAGACUGCAAUGAGGAUGUCUAAGACCAAAGAAUUUAACGAAAAAGUGUUAGCAAACUAUAAAACUCCAUUUGAAAGAGCUAAGGAUCAUUCUGAAAACUUAAAACUCACUAGAACAAUGGAGCAAGAUUGGAAGAGUAGCAUCAAGUCUGAAGUUGACAGUCAAAUGCCUAAAGCUAGUGAAGAAAAGAAACAAGCUAUUGUUAUGAAGACUAUGUAUGAAGAGAGAUACAAACACCAAGAACAUGAAGAUCAACAUGAACUUACCUUUAAACCAGAUUUAGCCAAAACCCUUAUCUCAAGAAGGAAGAGAGUUUAUCAUCACACAGGCAAGUGGGAAAAGUCCAAAUUUGAGGACUGAGAAGCUUGGUCGUGCUGAAUGAAUUAUGACAAAGACUCAGAAGGAUGCAAUGUCAGAAUAGUUGAUCCUGAUAAAUAUAACAUUGCUUCCUUCUAA
This is a messenger RNA of Moneuplotes crassus, 946 nucleotides long. The record is from the annotation of a GenBank genome assembly. NCBI's taxonomy places the organism in Eukaryota, Ciliophora, Spirotrichea, Euplotida, Euplotidae.